GGGAGAGAGACAUUGAUCACAUUUUGAACAUGCAUUGUUAAUUCAGAUAUUCGAACGAUUUGUUUUGUUUACAAACAGUUCGAACGUUCUAAAAAACCAAUUUGAGAUAUCUGAUACAGAAAAGUUAAUCUAUAAAAUGCAGCGGUUGAUUUAAUAUAGUGACAAAGGCUAUUGUCAUAUGACCAUUGUUUAUAUGGCUGUAUUACUGACUGAUAGUACAUUUAUUAUUUAUAAUAAUUUCUUUUUAUUGUGAUUUUUAGUUGCAUAUACAAAGAAAAACACAAAGAGAUGUUAUUAGAACCAAUAAAUUUAUAGAAUGCAUGGAAAGAAUUUUUUUGAAAUGCUAACACAUGGUAAUUUUUUUGCAUGAUUUCGCUAGAAUUUAAAGAAAAGUAUAUUUUCUUAUUUCUUACCCUUUGCUGACUGAUGUUAAAACUUUAGAAAGAUUUUAUAUACUGGGUGUAUCUUAUAUUUUCCUACUAGUGCAUUCAUCUCCACAUUUUUCAUUGGUUUAUAUAUAGCUAUAACCUUUUACGAUCCUGGUUGGUUAAUAUUAUUUUGUAAUUCUUAAAUAAUAAAAUGGAGUCUGUUGAAUCGAAUGAGAUAGUAUUCCGUUCUAAAGAUAAAGAAUUUGCUGCUCACGAGACUAGUUUUGUUAACGCAAGAUCGUUAACACCUCAACUGGAAUCAAAUUCAGAAAUUCCAGAACGGUUACUGCAUGUCCCUGCUAAAUUACGACACACUGAGGAAAGUCCGACAGAAGCCGCACAGCGUCGUAAAGCUAGACGGGCAGUCGUUUCGAGUCCAUUAAUAAAUGAAAACGACAAUAACCACAAAGUAAAAAACGUCGCAGAAAGUGUCAAUUAUCGGGAAGCUGGAUUAAAAAAACUAAAAUCCACCUCUUGGGAAUCGCUUGCCCGGUGGUCAAAAGAAAACGAUUUUUUAUUUACAAUUAUCGAGGACGAAGCAAAUUGGUUAUCCCGAUUAUUUCCCAACGACCCUAUCUACGCUGAUAAGUUUUUUGACAUGCUACAAGACGGUGUACUACUUUGCAAAUUAGCUCGCCUUUGUCAACAAUAUGCCGAAGAUUUAGCCGAAAAAAACAACAAAAGAAUACCUUCUUUUACCAUAUUUAUACAUCCUCGUUCAAGGUGUCAAGGAAAACUCGGUAAAUUUUUAAGUCGUGAGAAUGUAGAGUUAUUUUUAAAAUGGUGUCGCCACCAUAGAAUACCAGAGCCAUUGCUAUUCGAGUCAAAUGACGUUGUUGAUAAAACAGAACAAGAUGGCUUGAGAGAUAAUGCGCGGGAAAUUGUGUUAUGUUUAAUGGAGGUAGCCAGAUUGGGUGUAAAAUUCGGAGUGGAGCCUCCAACAUUGUUAUUACUAGAACAAGAAAUAGAAUUAGAGGAACAACAAGAUAGUUCACUGGAUGGAAGCAUAAGUCCAGUUUCAGUGGAUUCCGGUGUUGACACUACAGACCUAUUUCAAUACAAUAACACACGGGAACGCGCAAAUUCAAAACCCGAUAGAGAAAAACAUGAUUCCACUUGCGAAGGCUCUUCAACGCAUGGAGCAAAAUACAAAAGAAAUGUUUACCUGGAUUCAAGAGAAAAGCAAAAAAGUUUAGACUCCACGCUUCAGGUUCGUGCUAGAACCAAUAUACGAUUAGGUGCACGUCAAAAAAGUUUAGACUCUGCCCAAAGCAUGCAUAAAAAAAGUGAAGAAGACAUCUGUUUGCAAGAAACGACAGAAUUUAGUAGGUAUUUGACUUCGUCGCGUUUUAAUAAAGAUCUGGAUGAAGGGUCAAGGUUUGUUGGAGUUUUGUAUCCGCACGACGGAGGAGAGAGAAAUUUUUUAUCAAGUAAACAAACUAAACUAGUCCAAUAUGAAGUUUAUAAUGAUGAUGUAAACACUAGCCUGGAUGAAAACACAGAUCGGCAAAAAAUGACUUUGAAUUUAAAGGAUGAAAGCGAUCACAGAACACGGUCUAGUUCAGAUGGUAGAUUGGAUUUUACUUCAAAAAGUCUUCAAGAACAAGAAAAUCACAAUACUAUCAACGAUUUCGAUACAGUCGAUUCCUCCUAUCAACGUUAUCGAAUGGAACGAACUGACAGUGAUGCAAGCGGUGGAGAAAACGGACUUACUGGAAGAGAAAAAUAUCGACGUAGAAAGACUAGCACCACAACGAAACAAAGCAAUGAUGGUGGAGGACAACCUACGGAACGACAAAGAAGAAAAUCAAGUGGUUACAUUAAGACUGAACUCCACCGAAAGGUGACGAGUAUAUUGGAGUCAUACAACAUUCAGACAACACAACGUUUAAAAGAAGGAAAAUACAUUAUUCUUGGAAGGAUUAUAUUUGUCAGGCUUUUGAACAAUCAUUGUAUAGUUCGUAUAGGCGGAGGUUGGGACACACUGGAGCACUAUUUGAUGACACAUGUUUCAAAAGUUGCUCCAGAUUCAUUUGAAAGCGAAGCGACUGGAUCACCAGCAUCAGUGAGGCAAGGUAGAAAGAAGUCUGGGAACUUGUUACGUCAUCGUAAAAACGCUUUUUUAACUGCGUCGACGCCAAAUUUGCUUCACAUAGACAAUUCACCAGACAGUAGUGUUCGAAACACACCUUCGAGGACUCGCUCACCCUCACCGAAUCGUUCCAAAGAUCCUUACGAACAAGAGAAAGCAUUAAGACGACACGAUGAUCGGAAAAUAUCACAGGCUAUAUUGAGAGUACAAGCUGAUGUUGUAGGAGGGUGCCUUAAAAAAGCCACCUCACUAGACUGGACACAUUUAAAAGACAAAGAGUUUACCUUACACAAAUAUUCUUCCAUAACACCAAUUGCAAAAUCAAAACUUAAACUUAUUAGGAAAAUGGCUGAUAUUGAUAUUGAAACAGCCAAUCAAAGUAAAACUUUAAACGAUUCUACCAAUGAAAAUGAAUCUCUAAACGAUUCAACCAAUAAUAACGAAGAACUUCCUCAAGUGACGCGUGAGCCGCCAACUCCAACUGUAGAAGAAGUUGCUAACCCCUUGGAUGAAAAAACAAAAAACCCUAACGAUAAAAAAGCAAAGGAGAUUAAAAAGGCGACAAAAACAACAUCAACAACAAUCAAACAAACCAAAACAACAACAACAACAACAAAAAACACGAAACCAAGUUCUACCGGUUUAAGAACCACAAAAAAACCGACUGAAACUAAAGUUAACGGCACCGUCAAAGCAACUUCUAAUACGUCAAAAGCAACACCAACGAUGAAGUCGAAAACCACAGCAGCUUCAUCCAGUAGAGUUCCUUCCAAAACAACCACAACGAGAGCAGCACCUAAAUCUGCACCCCCUUCAACAAGCAAACCUUUGGUGAAAAAAACUGAUGUAACUAAACCUACUAGUAGGCCUGCAUCAACAUCUUCAGUUUCGAAAACUACAUCAAAGAAAGCUGACACCACAAAAACACCAAAGUCAAAUUUGACAACAACUAAAACAACCAAAUCGUCACCGGUUAAUACCACUGGAAAAGUAAAUAAAACUACGGCAACGAAAACGAGUACGGCGGCUUCAAAAUCGACUUUAUCUGCAAAAAGUACUACAACAGCAAGAACUUCAGUAUCACAAAAACCUACAAAGACAGAUUCACCAGGUUCAACCAAAUCUGCCACGUCGGUUAGUAAAACCACCGCUGCUAAAACAACCGCUGCCAAAACCACUGCUGCUAAAACCACCGCUUCUAAAACCACUACAACUAAACCGUCUUCUGCAAACAAAACAAGUGUGAAACCAACCACAACGAAACCAGCAGCUAAAACCUCAAGCACUUUGACCAAAACAAAACCAGCUUCCACAAAACCAACCCGAGUGGGGACUGCUUCUCCUCCAAAAAAGACAACUUCUAAACCAACAGCAAAGGUGUCUCCAACAAAAAAACCUGUCUCUUCGAAGCAAGCAAAAACAGAUGAAAAAGUCAUAUCAGCUGUUUCUGAAACUAAAACUGCGGAAAUUACAGAAGCCGAAAAAAUAAUAGUCGUUCCAACAGCGGAAAUAAUAGACGAUGAAGGAAAAAAAGAAGCAAUUCAUACAAUAAUACAAACUGUUGAAAGUAUCGAACAAACUGUUGGUGACGCAGAUAAAAAAUUGACGGAAGAUAGAUCACCUGAAACUUGCAAUGAUACAAACUUGCCAUCAGAUGCUGCAUUACCAACUGAAGUUGACGACAAGUCACACUCAUCAGAACCAGCUGAAGAUAGUCCAAGUGUACUUAAAACAAUAGAGAACACCAUUCCACAAAGUCAAAACGAAGCUCCUGAUGAGUCUACUCAAGAGGAGAAAAACGAUGAAACGAUAACUGAUACGAUGGGCGAGCAAAAUGAACAAGAAAUAGAACAAACUUCUAACCAACCAAUUAGUUCAGAUUCUGAAACAAGCGGAAAAACAGAUUCUGAAACAACGGAGGAAACAGAAACACACGGUGAAGCUGAUAAAGAAAAUGAGGGAAAAGAGGAAGCAUCGGAAAUCAAAGCAACUGAACGUGAAGAAAUGGUACCGGUAGUCGAAGAAAAUGCAAAAGAAACGGCUGAAUUAUUUGAAGAAAGUGCGCCACCAUCUGAAGAAAUAGUUGAGGAAAUCACACAGGAAAAAGAGGAAGGUGCACACUUAGAUGCAUCGCAUUUGGCUGCGCGUGAUUUUGAUUUAUACUGCGUGACUCCACUAGAUCGCGCACAAUACGAUAGUGAUUACGAACACACGCCAUUGUCACCUGCAGGCUCACCUGUUAAAAAGCCAAUACCAAGUGAGUUGGACUUACUGCCCUCUGAAGAUGCUGUCGAAACGGAAGAGUUGUUCAAUGAUGACUCCACUCCACUCUCUGAUGUUGCAACGUGUAACACAGAACGACCCAGUAGCCAAGUUUUGUCUCCAAGUGAAGAAAAUGCUCUCUGUGAACAAGACGGUGAAGGACGAACUGGGAGACUUGGUUACGCUGACGAAACUGCGUUGAUAUUAGACGCAGCAACACAGCAAAAUAUGGAUGAGGUGGUGGCUGAAACGAGAAAUGACACAGAAGAAGGAGAAGCUCUGGCAACCAGUGACUUACCGAGUGACAUUGUUAGUGAAGGGAGUAACACAGAUGAUAGUCAUGAGAUAGCAGUCGAAAACAAGAAUGUAAGUGAGGAUGCUGUAAUUGAUGAAACUGUAACUGGGAAUAAUGAGGAGGCCCUUCAGGAUAAAGAAGGUGCAACAGAAAAAGACAGUAAUUUGAUUACAGAUAACGUUCUAAGUGACAAUAUUGAAACUGAAGAUGGCGAAGGGGUGAUUUCUGCUGAAGGAGAUGAAAUUGAAAACGAGCCUGAAUCGGUUAUGGACAACGCUAUAAAUGAAGAAGUUGCAAAUAAACAUGAUGAAGACGAAAUUCAAGAUGAAAGGAUUGCAAAUGAAAUAGAUAAUAAUUCGACUGCAGAAAAGGAUGAAGCUGAAGAAACUGCAAAUGAGAAUGACAAAGACACAAUUUGUGAAGAAGCAACUGUAGCUGAAAAAGACAGUGACUCCGUUGCUGACAAGACUGAGACUAAAGAAAAUGCAGGUAAAUAUGGCGAAGAUGCAAUUCAGGAUGCAACUGAAAAAGACAGCGAAUCGGUUACUGACAAGGUUGAAACAGAAGAGUCCGUGAAUGAAGAUAAUGGUGAAGCAGUUCCUAAUGAAGGGGUUGCAACUGAAAAGGACAGUGAUUCAUCUACAGACAAGGUUGAAACUGAAGAGUUCGUGAAUGAAAAUAAUGGUGACACAAUUCCUGAUGAAGGGGUUGCAACUAAAAAGGACAGUGAUUCGGCUGCAGACAAGGUUGAAACAGAAGAGUCUGUGAAUGAAGAUAAUGGUGACGCAAUUCCUGAUGAAGAUGUUGCAAUUGGAAAGGACAGUGAAUCGACUACCGACAAGGUUCAAACAAAAGAGCCUGUAGAUAAAGAUAGUUGCGACACAAUGCGUAAUGAAGAAGAUGUAGUUGACAAAGACAGCGUAUCUAUUGGAGAAGACGAACCUUCAGUUAAAGUUGACGAAGCUGAGAAUGUUGUUGUUGACGUCGAGGAAAAACGAGAAGAAAAGGAAAAUGCUGAAUCUGAGGUAGAGAACACUAACGAACAUAUACCGAUAAAGACAGAUAACGACAACGAAGCAAUCCAAGGAGACGCCCCGGCUUUGGAAGAUGACGUGACGGCGGACGACAACAAAGUUGCUGAAGGGGAAGGAAAAGUAAGCAAAUGUGAGGAAGUCAACACGAAGGAAGAAGUUUUACCUUUGGAAGAAGUAGACGUCGAACAUGGAGAGGAAAGAGAAGAGAGUCAGGGUAAAAUGGAAAUAGAUGAGCUUGUACUUAACGAUCAAGAGAUUCCACCAGUUGAGAAAUUGCCUGAUGCUUUGAUGGAAGCGUGGAGUGCUGAAACAGAGGACGCAGAAGUUAGUAGUCAAUAUGAUUCUGCUGAAAUUAAGCAAAAUGAAGAAACAGAAGAGAAAACUGAAGACACAGAGGUUGAAGAAAAUACCACAUUGUUCAAGAAAAGGAUUUUACUAACUGAAGAGUCUAUGGAAGUACAUUGUGGAAGCACUAGUGUUUCACCAGGAGAUGGAAAGGUGAGCACGCAUGAUUUUGAAGCUGAAGACACAAUUGAAGAAGAAAGCGUCCAAAAAAUUAAGGAUGAAGACGUAUUUGACCAAAAAGAAGACGACAACACCAAUGACACGUCAAAUAACGCACGACAAAAUCACGAUGAUGAUGAUGAUGAUGAUGAUGGGGAUAAUACCCAAAGUGAAGAAAAUAGGGAAGUGAAAAUUGAGGAAGACACUGCAGCGGAGGAAGUCGAGGAUCCUACCAAUGAAGAAGAAAGCGAAAACAACGACGAUGACGACGACGCCGAAGGGAAUAUGGCAUCUGAUGUCUCAACAACUGAAAUUCAAACCACCGUUGUUGUUGAACAUUCGUCAACAGUCGUAAGUACCUCGGUUGAAAACGGUAAAAUAUUAAUGGGCGAAUACGCAGGCGAAGAAGAAAACGACGAAGAGUCGGAGGAUUCCGAAGAAGCCGAUUCUCCCAAUCACCACGUUAUGUUACGACAAUCAUCGAGUCAUACCGCUAAUCACACGAUAUACACGACAGAAGAAAUCGAAACACACGAAGGAGAGUUAAUCGAUAACGACGAAAACUUCCACGAGAAAUCUAUUGAUGGUCUCGUAGAAAGUCUCGAUUCAACUGAGAAAUUACAGCCAGAUGAAGUCAUUUUCAACAAAUUCGUAUCAGAUGAAAAGGAAAGCGGAGAAUUAAACAUAAAAUCGAGUAUUGGUGAAGUUGACAGUAAUCAGAAUCCAUGCUUUGAUGAUUUGGAAUCCUAUUAACAUCUCAACGAAACGACACGUUACGAUGCGAUACGCAGAACUCUGUACUCUGCUCGAAAACUAAACAAACUUCUUAUGAGAACGUUUCAAACUUAGAUAGUGACAAGAAAUUUUUUUGUAUGAGUCAAAACAAACAUAUUUUAAAAUCAUAGAAGAAAUUUUUUAAUUUUCUCGAGAAACCCAUGAGUCUAUUAGGACAUUCCCCCUCCCCGUUUGAUUUCCACCAACCUCGUUUCCAGUGUCUAAUAUCAAAAGGCGUCAUAGUUCGUUACAAAAGAAUGCUCAAGCAACGUAAUUUUGUUAUGCUACGAGUAAGCAUUAAAAACUUCUACUACUAAUAUAAACCUUUUUUAUUCAUUAGUUGUGUUAUUUAUUAGUUUUGUUUUAUGUUGAAUUUAUUUAUUGAAAAAUAGACAGCGUAUAUUUUUUUUAACUUCUUCACACUGUUAAGAAAAGUUCUUAAAAUUUAUUCCUAUUUCAGGGCAGCUUGUUCGAAAUUUUUUACGACAAUAAGGAGUCUGUGAUCUAGGUUGUCUUCCUAUAUAUUUGUUUUUCUGCACAAAUUUUUCAUUUAUGUAAAUAUCUUAUUGUGGAUUCAAAGUAUUAUUAAAAAUUAGACAUUUGUUUAUA
Hydractinia symbiolongicarpus is the source of this 7998-nucleotide messenger RNA. Its product is annotated as serine-rich adhesin for platelets-like. NCBI's taxonomy places the organism in Eukaryota, Metazoa, Cnidaria, Hydrozoa, Anthoathecata, Hydractiniidae. Bases 580 to 7368 code for a protein of 2262 amino acids. Gene Ontology annotation, molecular function: cytoskeletal adaptor activity; actin filament binding; microtubule binding. Gene Ontology annotation, cellular component: stress fiber; microtubule plus-end; cytoplasm. The record is from RefSeq and is a predicted model, not a curated record. The transcript has 6 exons. Gene Ontology annotation, biological process: regulation of microtubule polymerization or depolymerization; protein localization to microtubule plus-end; actin crosslink formation.